Molecule: messenger RNA, 261 nt
Organism: Clunio marinus
Lineage: Eukaryota; Metazoa; Arthropoda; Insecta; Diptera; Chironomidae
Source: the annotation of a GenBank genome assembly
AUGAAUGCAUUAAAAAUAACGUUUAAAAGCCUUGAAAACAUUUCAAAGUCAAUGAAAAAAAAUACUGACACAUUCAAGCCUUUCAAAGAUAUUGGAACGAAAAUGUUAACGAUAUCAGAAGAGUUCAAGAUAUUGACAUUACCGUUGUUUAUAACUUCAUUUUCAAAGUUUAACAUUGUCAUCAUAGAAAAGUUUCUUAUAAGAGACAAAUUUAAGGCAUGGGAAUUUACACAAAAAUUUGUGGUGUUGGUGGGAAGUUGA